Drosophila albomicans is the source of this 2924-nucleotide messenger RNA. It is a transcript of the gene Wdr33, whose product is annotated as pre-mRNA 3' end processing protein WDR33. The record is from RefSeq and is a predicted model, not a curated record. Gene Ontology annotation, molecular function: protein binding. Gene Ontology annotation, cellular component: mRNA cleavage and polyadenylation specificity factor complex. The coding region runs from base 232 to 2712 and encodes 826 amino acids. The transcript is spliced from 9 exons. NCBI's taxonomy places the organism in Eukaryota, Metazoa, Arthropoda, Insecta, Diptera, Drosophilidae.
GAUACAUCGAUAGUGCCAUCUCUAUACAACUGCCAUCCACGCGACCGACGAAUUGAUUAAAACUUAAAGCAAUUUUAUUGUUAUUUACAAAAGUAAUUCAAACUAGUUAAUAGUCAUAAUGAGACAAUUAUAGUGUGAAAUUCUUUUUUUCUGCAAACCAACCGGAGAGAGAAAAGGAAAGCAAGAGCAAACCAAGGAAAGGACGUCAAUUACAAAUCGCCAGCCACCAAAAUGGAUUUGUCACAACCGCCACCGCAGCUGUUGACGGCGCCAUCAGCGCUGGCCACAAACUUCACAUCGAUGCCGCCGCCUUCGAUGGGCGGUCAACACUACAGGCAUUAUCAUCCGCAUCAUGGAGCGGGUAAACAGGGCUACAAUCACUUUAAGCCCUUCAUGCCGGGCGGCUUCCAACGGCCGUUUGGCAUGUCACAGGACGACUUCGAUGGCAAGCGAUUGCGCAAGAGCGUGAUGCGAAAAACCGUCGACUACAAUGCCUCCAUAAUCAAAGCACUUGAAGCACGACUCUGGCAACGCGAUUACCGGGAUCGUCUGGCCAUACAGCCGGACAGCAUUUAUGUGCCGCAGAUGUUGCCGCCCUCCAGCUUCCUGGAUAAUCCGGCGAAUGCGAUAACAACGCGUUUCGUCAAAACCGCCACCAAUAAAAUGCGAUGUCCGAUCUUCACGCUCGCCUGGACGCCAGAGGGCAGGCGUUUAGUCACUGGCGCCAGCUCUGGCGAGUUUACGCUGUGGAAUGGCCUCACAUUUAACUUUGAAACGAUUCUGCAGGCCCACGAUAUCUCGGUUCGCACGAUGGUGUGGUCACACAACGACAGCUGGAUGGUGACGGGCGAUCAUGGCGGCUAUGUGAAGUACUGGCAAUCGAACAUGAACAACGUGAAGAUGUAUCAGGCGCACAAGGAGGCGAUUAGGGGAAUAAGUUUCAGUCCGACGGACAGUAAAUUUGUCAGCGGUAGUGACGAUGGCACCUUACGCAUCUGGGACUUUAUGCGCUGCCAGGAGGAGCGAGUGUUGCGCGGUCAUGGUGCGGAUGUGAAAUGCGUGCAUUGGCAUCCCCAGAAAGCGAUGAUUGUCAGCGGGAGCAAGGACAACCAGCAGCCCAUCAAGAUCUGGGAUCCCAAGAGCGGCAUUGCGCUGGCCACGCUCCACGCCCACAAGUCGACUGUUAUGGAUCUCAAGUGGAAUGACAAUGGCAACUGGCUGGUUACGGCAUCCAGGGAUCAUCUGCUGAAGCUCUUCGACAUACGUAAUCUGAAGGAGGAGGUACAAGUCUUUCGUGGCCACAAAAAGGAAGCCAGCUCCGUCUCCUGGCAUCCCAUACACGAGGGUCUCUUCUGUUCUGGUGGCUCUGAUGGCUCCAUUCUCUUCUGGAACGUGGGUACGGAUAAGGAGAUUGGCUGUGUGGAGACGGCGCAUGACAGCAUUGUGUGGACACUCGCCUGGCAUCCGCUGGGUCACAUUCUCUGCUCCGGCUCCAACGAUCAUACGAUUAAGUUUUGGACACGCAAUCGACCCGGAGAUCUGAUGCGUGACAAAUACAAUCUGAAUACGCUUCCCGCCAGCUUAGCUGCGCUCGAUGAAUGUGAAUAUGAUGAUGCCGUCAUUCCCGGCAUGGGACCGGAGGACAAGGUGGAGUUCACAGAGAGUCUUACAGCCGACAAGGGCUUCAUUCCCGGCCUCGAUUUGGACCCGAACAGCAGGGCGGCCAGCGAUCGGGAUCGCGAGAAGAAGGUGCCCUACAGCAAGCCCAUUCCACGCAAUUUCCAGGUGCAAUGGGCGGGGCCGCGUCGCGCCGACGAUCCCAGUGUGCUCAGCAUACACGACGAGCUGGCGGCCCGUGAGUCGAAGGACUCGAGCAACGGCCUUACACAUCAGCAGAUCAGCGAGAACACAUUGGAGGGCAUUCUGGCCAGCGGGAUGCUUAACGGCCUUGAUCCCCAGACAAUUGUUGGCGUCUUUGCCUAUGGUCGCUUCAUUCGCGUGCAUCCCGAUUCGCGUCUAAUGGGCGCAAUACGUCAAGGUGCCGAGUACCUCAACAAGUACAUCGAUGCCGGCAAGCUGGAAGAGCUGCGCGAUGUGGUGCCCACACGGGAGCGGGAACGCGACCGAGAUCGGGAGCGAGAACGUUCGCGUUCGGUGUCACCGGCGGGAGACACGCCGCAGUCAAGGGGCGAGGUCUCACCACCGUUGAAGAAGUCUCGCUUUGAGCCGCGCCAGCACAAUGCGCAGUUGGUUUGUGUGCGUGAACUGCUGCUGCUGAAGAAACCGUUCCUGCCCUCGCUGCUGACAGUGAAGGCGCAACAGCCGAAGACCGAGUUCAUCGAUGAUCCCGCGAGCUAUGGCAGCGCUUCGCCCAUGGAUCAGGCGUCGCGUGAGGAUUCGAGUAGACCGAAUCCUUGGGCUUCCAAUGCGCCCUGGAGCAACAACUAUGGGAAUGGCAAUGGCAACAAUGGCGGGCCAUCCAAUCAAAAUGGUUAUGGCAACAAUGGCGGGGGCGGAGGCGGCGGUGAUAACUUCAAUGAUCGUGAUCAGCGUGACAAUUACCAAAAGAGCGGCAACAAUAACAACCGAGACAACAACGGAGGGCAACGUCGAAGACGUGGCAACAAUGGAAACUCGGGAGGCGGUGGUGGCGGAGGAGGAGGCGGCGGCGGCGGAGGUCGAAACCGUGGUCGCAAUAACAGACGCUUCUAAGUUUACCACACACACACACAUUCUGAACGCUCGUUUUGUAAACAUACAAAAGCAAAAAAAGAAUCAAAUACCUUUUUGGCAUCCUCCCACUCCAACUCUCCCUCCCUAUUUUAUGCUUAACACAAUUUAUAUUAUUAUUUUAGUAAUACGGCAAACACAACUGAUUGUAAAUUGUAUCUGCUCACAACAGGCGCUUAUCUAAUUAUAUGGUU